Messenger RNA from Lycium barbarum (goji berry), 2070 nucleotides. RefSeq lists its product as uncharacterized. Lineage: Eukaryota; Viridiplantae; Streptophyta; Magnoliopsida; Solanales; Solanaceae. The record is from RefSeq and is a predicted model, not a curated record. The transcript has 6 exons. Bases 1 to 2070 code for a protein of 689 amino acids.
AUGGCUACCAUCAAUAAAACUAGACCUAGUUGUGCUAGGGUCAAAGUUUUAGUGGAUUUACUUGCAGAUUUGCCCAAAGCAGUGAGAAUGGAUAUAGAAGAUGAAAAACAGGGGCAACAAGGACUGUUUGGGUGCAACUACAUUAUGACUGUCUUUCAAAGUAUUACAAAGAAUGUAGACUGUAAGGACAUGAUGAAUAUGAUUGUAGGGUACUCAAUGCAGAACUUGCACAAUAUGAGAAUGAAGGAGAGGAAUACAAAGUGGAAGAAAUCACAAAGGAAGAUCAAGCAAAGCAACAAAUUGGCACUAGAGUGGUCAACAAUGGGGAGGAAAAAUAAUAAUAUAGUGAAAGCAGAUAGCACUAAGGAGGUGGUAGAACAAAGGCAAAAUCAGAAAAAUCAGAAUAUCAAUAAUAACAAGACAUAUGAUGAUUCUAAGAAGAAAGGGAAAGGUAUAAACAAGGGCACUAGAAAGUAUAACAAUAGAGGUUAUCAUAAUUCUGCAAGGAUAUUGCCUAGUGGAAAGAUGAUUGGCAAUCCAGGAAAUUGCACAUUGAAAAAUCUGGAGGAAGAUCUGGAGAAAAAAGGGGAGGCACAGAAACAACAUGGAGUUCAAAUCGAGGCAGAUGAUAAGAAUAAGCAAGCACAGGGCAAGCCUCAAACAACAGAUAAUAGGAACAACAAUGACAAGCAGGGACAAAGUAAAUCAGAUACACAAGACUCUGGGAGAACAAUCAUUGAUAUGGAGGUUGAUGCAACAAAAGAAGCAGUACAAAUUGAGAAGAAGAUAGAUGAUCAAGAAGUUUCCCAAGCAGGUGAGAUACAAAUCAAUGGGAAUUCAGGAAAGGAGGAUGGAAAUGAGGAAAGAGUUAGGAACUUACCAGAAAAACCUCCUGAUGGGGAAGAAGUGGAGAACCAACUUGCUAUUUAUGAAAACCCUGCACAAUCAAUAGGAACAGAAACAUCAGCAGUGGCAGAUAGUUAUGAAGGGUACGUUGAAACAACUUGUAGUCAACCAGAGCAAACUGAUAGGGAGGUUUUUGUUGAAGGUAAGAUGCAGGUGGAGAUUCAAAUGGAUACUGAUCAGAUGUUGUCAAUAAAACUAACUAAUACUGAUGAUGUUACCUUGGUUAGUGGGAGGAGAUUUCAAAUUACAGAUGACUCUAAAAAAUAUGGAGGAUUUCCAGUAUCAUUCUCAGAAACAGAAGAUUUUAUACAUUGUAUAAACAUAUGCCAAUUAACAGAUAUAGGAUUUAAAGGAAGAAUGUAUACUUGGUGGAAUGAGAGAUCAGAUGAUGCUUGUAUAUUCAAGAUAUUAGAUAGGUGUCUGGGAAAUCAAGCUUUACAACAGCUGUAUCCUAACUUUGAAGUGGAACAUCUGAUUAAGAAAGGUUCUGAUCAUUCUCCUUUAGCCAUAACUACCAGAGUGGACACUACUCCAAUCAAGAAACCUUUCAAAUUCUUGAAUUUCUGGGUGGAGUAUGAAACUUUUCUGGAUGUGGUAAAAGAGAACUGGCAGGAAUGGCACAGUCCUGACCCCUUUUUUAAUUUCCACAAUAAAUUGAAAAAGGUAGGUAAGGCACUGGCAAAAUGGAGUGGGGAUACUUUUGGAGACAUAUUCAAACACAUAGCUACUUUGGAGGAGGUAGUUCAGGUACAUGAGCAGGAAUUUGAGCAGCAACCUACUAGCAUGAACAGAGAGAGGCUUCAGAAGGUGCAGGCUGAAUCUUAUUCAGGAGAAAUUUUGGAAGCAAAAAGUAGGAAUGCAAUGUUAAAGAGGAUUCAAAAUCCUACGGGUGAUUGGUUGGAAACAGAGGAAGAUAUUGCUCAAGAAGCUAUCAGAUUUUAUGCUGAUCAAUUCAGAGAAAAGAAUAUUCCUUCUGAUUUUGACAUACUACAAAACAUACCAAAGAUGAUUUCAGCAGAGCAGAAUGAUAGAAUACAAGAGUUUCUAGAGGAAGAUAAGAUCAAAAAGGCAAUAUUUGGGCUGAAUCCAGACAGUGCAGGAGGCCCAGAUGGAUACACUGGAAGUUUUAUCAACCUUGUUGGGAUAUCAUUGCUAAGGACAUGA